AUGGCAGCCGCAACCACAAAGCUUUUCGUGUUGGUGUUGUUUCUAGCAAUGUGUGUGGGCAUGUGUAGACCAUGGGGUGAGAAAGUGGCUGAAGGUACCAAAGAAACCGCCGUGGAAGCCAAGGAUAGUGCCGCCGCCGCCGCCGAAAAGGCCAAGGAAAAGACUGAAUCGGCUGCUACUUGGGCUUAUGACAAAAUCAAAAGUGGUUUGAGAAUGAAGAGUAAUGAGGCACAAAAACAGCAGAACAUACAUGAUGAUCAAGUGCAGAAAAGGUUAAGCAGUGAAAAAGCCAAAAUAGCACAGAACUCAAAGAUUGAAGCUAAAGAAGCAGCCUCCAAUGCCACGGAAAAAGUUAAAUCUGCAGCAUCGGAUGCAUCCCAGUACGCUUCAGAAACGGCAUCAAGUGCGUCAAAGAAAGUAAAAGGCGCAGCGGCAUAUGGAAAAGAUAAAGCCGCAGGCGCAGUGGCAUAUGGAAAAGACAAAACCGCAGGCGCUGUGGAAUACGGAAAAGAUAAAGCCUCUGGUGCGUACGCAGCAACUAAGAAGCAAGCAAACAAAGCCUCCAAUGCUAUCGGAGAAACCGUUAUGACCGCUAAAGACAAAACAUCAGCCACUUAUGACCAAGCUAAAAGAUAG
Messenger RNA from Arachis duranensis, 636 nucleotides. Its product is annotated as late embryogenesis abundant protein 29-like. Bases 1 to 636 code for a protein of 211 amino acids. NCBI's taxonomy places the organism in Eukaryota, Viridiplantae, Streptophyta, Magnoliopsida, Fabales, Fabaceae. The record is from RefSeq and is a predicted model, not a curated record. The transcript is spliced from 3 exons.